AAUCAACACGGACAUGAGUCAAAACACCAGUUGAUAGCUUCAGCACCUGAAAUAAUUUUUCAACUGGUGUAAACACAUGUUUUGCAGUGGUGAUGAAUAUGCCACAAAAUGUUUUGUUUGUUAUUGUAAAGAAAAAAAUAUUUUGCAAAAUUGGGGCGAGUUAGCGAACUAGUCUGUGAGAGAGCCAUUCAUGACAGCAAGCUAACUGCUAGCAAGCAACCUCUAACUAGCUAACGUUAGCUAUCAGUGUAGCUAGUGCAAGAGUCAGAGGAUUAAUUCAAACGCUGUUGUCAAGAAAACGUGUAUCCUUUCAUAUCAUAGUAGUCAGCUAGCAAUCCAGCCAGUCAGCAAAAUGAGGAUACGUUCGUCUGUUUUUGCCUGUUUUUGUCUCAUACUGGAGGUAUUAGGCAUUGCCUUGUUUCUUAGGGGAUUUUUCCCAGUCCCUAUCAAAUCUUCUUUUUCAUCGAAGAGCAAGUUGUCAGAUGUUCCGCCUGAACCCUUUACCGGAAGAUCCCUCAACUCCUCCAAAGUCCCGGACGCCCUUUUCAAGAGAGUAGUGAUAGUGUUGAUCGAUGCUCUCAGGGAGGACUUUGUGUUUGGUCCAAAUGGGAGAAAAUACAUGCCUUACAUCAGGCACUUGGUGGAGAGGGGCUCCACAUACAGCUUUGUGGCCAAGGCAAGACCUCCUACAGUUACAAUGCCCAGAAUCAAGGCCCUGACCACAGGUAGUAUCCCGGGCUUCAUCGACGUGGUGAUGAACCUGAACUCCCCAGCGCUGCUGGAGGACAACCUCAUCUGGCAGGCCAAGGCAGCGGGCAAGCGGAUGGUGUUCUACGGGGACGACACCUGGGUGAAGCUCUUCCCCAAGCACUUCAUGGAGUACGAUGGCACGACCUCUUUCUUCGUGUCCGACUACACCGAGGUUGACAACAACGUGACGCGUCACCUGGAUAGCACCCUGAAGAGAGACGACUGGGACAUUCUGAUCCUGCACUACCUGGGCCUGGACCACAUCGGCCACAUCAGUGGACCCCACAGCUCCCUCAUCCAGCCCAAACUAAUGGAGAUGGACGACAUCCUCAAGAAGAUUCAUGGCUCCCUCAUCUUAAAGGAGGCAGAGGGGGCGCUGCCCUACCUGCUGGUGCUGUGUGGGGACCACGGGAUGUCCGAGACGGGCAGCCACGGGGGCUCGUCUGAGCAUGAGGUCAAUACACCCCUGGUGCUCAUCAGCCCCGCCUUCAAGAAGAAAGUAGGGAUGGAGAAACCAUCAACAGUAGAGCAGGUGGACCUGACCCCGACCCUGGCUCUUGGUCUGGGCCUGCCCAUCUCCCAGAACAGCGUGGGCCGACUCAUCCAGCCCGUGGUUGACGAGGCCUCGCUCAGGGACCAGCUGCGCUUUCUGCACCUCAACGGCCACCAGCUGAGCUACCUGCUGAAGGACAGCAUGCCAGCCUAUGAGAAAGAGGAGGGCUAUGAGCAGUUCCGUGUGGCAGAGAAGUCCCAUGGUAACUGGGUGAAGCUAGUGGUGGAGGGCAACACAUCAGAGGUGCUGACCAACAUGGGGAAGAAGGUGUUCAAGCAGUACCUGGAGGCCCUCAGGGCCAUGAGUGAAGCCCUCAGCAAGCAGCUGGGCAAAUAUGACAUAUAUUCCAUGGUGGUGGGCAUGGUCCUUGUCUUCCAGCUCCUUCUCCUCCUGCUGCUGGCCAUGCCCGAGGCACUGAGCAGUGCCUCAGAGGUGGAUCUCCCUGUGUCCUCUGCUCUGCUCUCGCUGCCCUUCUACCUGCUCUGCUUGCUCCUCUCCUCCGUGCACGUGCUGGUGUGCACCUCGGCCGAGAGCUCCUGUUACUUCUGCAGCCUCUCCUGGGGACUGGUGUUCGGGGCAGUGGCCCUCUCCUCAGCCCUGCUCUGCAUCCUGGUAUCCAUGGCAGCCAGGAGGGGAGGAAAGCCCCCUGGGAAGUCUCCAUCCCAUGGUGGUGUCAGUGGUGGGUGGUCUCUGUCGGAGCUGGACAUUCUUCUCCUGGCGGGCACGGCUGGCCACACCCUCAGCCUGUCGGCCAGCAGUUUCGUAGAGGAGGAGCACCAGGUCUGGUACUUCCUGCUUAACACCCUCUGCCUGGUCGUCUUCCAAGACGUCUGUCGCAAGUACUUCCGGGAGCGCCGUGCCAACUUUGGGAGCUUGGAGGACGAAGACUACCUCCUCCCCUCCAAUGAGGGGGACGCGGUUGCCUCACCGUUAUCUGAUUUGGGGGUGACGGAUGCAGGUUCAGAGAAGUGGUUGGCCCUGGCUACCCCACCGCUCACCCUGGCGUGUUGUCGUCUGCUGCGCUCGCUCAACCAGACCGGGGUGCAGUGGGCUCACCUGCCUGACCUGGGACACUGGCUCAACAGCUUCGAACACAAGAUGGUGCUAUCCUUGUUCGCCGCCUUGUCAUUGGCUCUGAUCUACUUCCUGGUCCAGCGGAGAUGUUCCUGGGUGUCCAAGAUUGCCCUGGCCCUUGGCCUUCUGGGUGUAUACAGCUACCGGGCGGCAGUGGGCAACGUUGUGUUUCCGUGGCAACGUGGUGGUGGAAACAUGUCUAAGGGGACCGUGGAGGCACGCUUUGUGUAUGUCUUCGUCCUGGGCAUCCUCUUCACGGGCUCCAAGGACCUGUUGCGGUCCCAGGUCAUCACAGCCGAUGCCAGGCUGAAGAGCAGGGGCUUAUGGGAAAUCUACAGUGGUAUGGUUCUGUUGGUGGCCCUGUUGUUCCGAGCCCACAACCUGCCGGUGCUGUGCUGCUGUUUGCUGGUCCAGACUUUGAUGGCCCAGUUCAUCUGGAAGAAGCUCCACUACGACGCUGCACAGACCACCAUCAUGCACUACUGGUUUGGACAGGCCUUCUUCUACUUCCAGGGGAACUCCAACAGCAUUGCCACGGUUGACAUCUCGGUGGGCUUCGUGGGACUGGAGAGCUACAUAGAGGCCCCGGCUUUCUUCCUCACCGCCCUCAGCACGUAUGCCGGGCCCCUGCUCUGGGCUGCGCACCUGGUUUGCUACCUCAGCUCAGAGAAGAGGAGCUCAGUGGCGGUCGGCCAUGGAUGCUACUGCUUGGCCCUUUUGCGGUCCGUGCCGGCGGCGGCCUACGUGGUGUUGGUCACGGCCCUGCGCUACCACCUCUUCAUCUGGAGCGUCUUCUCACCCAAGCUGCUGUAUGAGUCCAUGCACACACUGCUCACCACUGCAAUUUGCCUCUUCUUCACCACCAUGGAGCAGAGCCGCAGGCCCUAGGGAGCCCACGGCUCAGAGGGCUCUCAACUUUCAGGAAGGGGUUAAGGAGAAGGGCAAAGACUCAUGGGUAAUGGUGGUCCUGAUACUGUCCUAGUUGAUUCUGGAUGCCCCACUCCUACACUCUGAAGGAGAAGGUGGGAAUGUACUGUCCACUGCACUGGACUUCUAGGAUUUCAGCAUUCACUUGGGUGGCAGGUAGCCUAAUGUUUAAGAGCGUUGGGCCAGUAACCGAAAGGUUGCUGGUUUGAAUCACUGAGCAGACUAGGUGAAAAAUCUGUCGAUGUACCCUUCAGCAAGGCACUUAACCCUAAUUGCUCCUGUAAGUGGCUCUGGAUAAGAGUGUCUGCUAAAUUAAUACAAAAAUGUUCAAAUUCACCUUUUGGUACGCAAUAUCUUUUCUCAGAUGGAACUUUGUCUCUUGUAUGGACUAAAGCACAACUUUUUUAGUAAGAUUUAGAUAUUUUAAGGUGGUGGGUUCUACUGAAGUCUGUUCAGGUAUUUAUUGAGCAGGGCUGAAAAUGGGUAAUGGAGUAAAUUUUAUAAAUUAUUUCAUUUGAAUGUGUCAAAGCACAAUCUCUUGAAAUUGGAUUUGUAUUCCUUCCUUUUGUUGUGUUAUUGUUUGUUUUGUUUCUGUAGAGUAGUAAGUUCUUCUAUUGACCCCCGGCUCUGUAGUGCUCUAUCCCAGUAGAGUAGUAAGUUCUUCUAUUGACCCCCAGCUCUGUAGUGCUCUAUCCCAGUAGAGUAGUAAGUUCUUCUAUUGACCCCCGGCUCUGUGGUGCUCUAUCCCAGUAGAGUAGUAAGUUCUUCUAUUGACCACCGGCUCUGUGGUGCUCUAUCCCAGUAGAGUAGUAAGUUCUUCUAUUGACCCCCAGCUCUGUGGUGCUCUAUCCCAGUAGAGUAGUAUGUUCUUCUAUUGACCCCCAGCUCUGUAGUGCUCUAUCCCAGUAGAGUAGUAAGUUCUUCUAUUGACCACCGGCUCUGUAGUGCUCUAUCCCAGUAGAGUAGUAAGUCCUUCUAUUGACCACCGGCUCUGUAGUGCUCUAUCCCAGUAGAGUAGUAAGUUCUUCUAUUGACCACCGGCUCUGUAGUGCUCUAUCCCAGUAGAGUAGUAAGUUCUUCUAUUGACCCCCGGCUCUGUAGUGCUCUAUCCCAGUAGAGUAGUAAGUUCUUCUAUUGACCACCGGCUCUGUAGUGCUCUAUCCCAGUAGAGUAGUAAGUUCUUCUAUUGACCACCGGCUCUGUAGUGCUCUAUCCCAGUAGAGUAGUAAGUUCUUCUAUUGACCACCGGCUCUGUAGUGCUCUAUCCCAGUAGAGUAGUAAGUUCUUCUAUUGACCCCCGGCUCUGUAGUGCUCUAUCCCAGUAGAGUAGUAAGUUCUUCUAUUGACCCCCGGCUCUGUAGUGCUCUAUCCCAGUAGAGUAGUAAGUUCUUCUAUUGACCACCGGCUCUGUAGUGCUCUAUCCCAGUAGAGUAGUAAGUUCUUCUAUUGACCACCGGCUCUGUAGUGCUCUAUCCCAGUAGAGUAGUAAGUUCUUCUAUUGACCACCGACUCUGUAGUGCUCUAUCCCAGUAGAGUAGUAAGUUCUUCUAUUGACCCCCGGCUCUGUAGUGCUCUAUCCCAGUAGAGUAGUAAGUUCUUCUAUUGACCCCCGGCUCUGUAGUGCUCUAUCCCAGUAGAGUAGUAAGUUCUUCUAUUGACCACCGGCUCUGUAGUGCUCUAUCCCAGUAGAGUAGUAAGUUCUUCUAUUGACUACCGGCUCUGUAGUGCUCUAUCCCAGUAGAGUAGUAAGUUCUUCUAUUGACCACCGGCUCUGUAGUGCUCUAUCCCAGUAGAGUAGUAAGUUCUUCUAUUGACCACCGGCUCUGUAGUGCUCUAUCCCAGUAGAGUAGUAAGUUCUUCUAUUGACCCCCAGCUCUGUAGUGCUCUAUCCCAGUAGAGUAGUAAGUUCUUCUAUUGACCACCGGCUCUGUAGUGCUCUAUCCCAGUAGAGUAGUAAGUUCUUCUAUUGACCACCGGCUCUGUAGUGCUCUAUCCCAGUAGAGUAGUAAGUUCUUCUAUUGACCCCCAGCUCUGUAGUGCUCUAUCCCAGUAGAGUAGUAAGUUCUUCUAUUGACCACCGGCUCUGUAGUGCUCUAUCCCAGUUGCAUUAUAUUUCUAAUAGUCCUCCAUACACUUAUAUCAAUUAUAUAGGUUAUAUAAAUGAUGCACUGUAGAUGUGUUCCAAGCUGAUAGCAAGCCAUACUUCCCUCCCACUUCCUGCCAUAUGAUACACAGGUCGUAAGCUGUUUAUUUUAAUUAAACAUUUUUAUUUAAACUUUA
Molecule: messenger RNA, 5584 nt
Organism: Oncorhynchus mykiss (rainbow trout)
Lineage: Eukaryota; Metazoa; Chordata; Actinopteri; Salmoniformes; Salmonidae
Product: GPI ethanolamine phosphate transferase 2, catalytic subunit
Biological process (GO): GPI anchor biosynthetic process
Cellular component (GO): endoplasmic reticulum membrane
Source: RefSeq, a predicted model, not a curated record